UCUCUCUCUCUCUCUCUCUCUCUCUCUCUCUACAAUAUGGCAUCCUCAGCUGAAAAACCUCACCUCCACCACCACCACCUGCCUAGUACUCCCUUUGCCACGACGGCGGCGCCACCGCCAACCCCCGCUACGCAGCCCAACCUGACAUCAGAAUCCACCACCCACGACUUUCUCUCCCAUCUCCUCCACCGCCUCCCUCCCGCCCUUUCUCUCUCCCUCCCCACCCGUCGCUCCUCCCCACUUUCCUCCUGCGCCGCCGCCGCUACCCCUCCUAUGAUCUCUCUCUCCGAUCCGACGCCCACUCUCCACUCAUCCCUCCUCUCCGCUUCCACCAAACUCGGCUUUUUCCACCUCACACAACACGCCGUCUCCUCCCACCUCGCUCUCUCCGCCGAAUCUGCCGCCGCCUCUCUCUUCAACCUCCCCGACCACCAAAAAAAACACCUCUUCCCCAACAACUGGCCGCUCGGACACGAAAUAGAAGAUGACGACGACGACGACGACGAAAGCUCAUCCGCCACCGAGUCGUUCUGUCUCGACUCGUCGUGCUCCGCCGAGUCAGAAAACGAGUUGAACAUGGACUCACUGCGCGAGUUUACUCAUGAACUGGAGAAGCUUGGAUAUGAGUUGGUUGAAGAGUUGGCUUCUGCUGUCGGGUUCGAGAAACCGGGUCGAAACGAGCUCUGUUCGCUGAUGUGGAUAUCCGAAGGGAUGAACAAACCGGGUCGGGUUUACCCGUAUGCGUUGGGCUUGCAUUACCAAAUAAGGGCCCAGAAGCAGUCGUUGUUGUCGGAUUCGGGCUGGGCCACCGUGAUGAGGCCCGCGCACUCUAUCUUGGUCACUCUUGGAGACAUUGCUCAUGUAGGCCCCACUAACUCUUUCUUUUUAUAUUUUAAUAUUACAUUUUUCGUUUGGAGUAACGGUAAGACGAAGAAAGUGAGAGGAAGAGGAGGUAUUCCAAUUAGUUCAGGUGGUGAUGUCGACGAUUGCAUGACAAUGUCUUUGCUCAUCACACUUCAAUUGGAGAGCACCGUCUCCCCUCUCGUUAUCGGCUUAGUCGCUGAUCGAGAAUGCGAUUCUACGGGUGACGACGACAGAUCAUCGGAAGCGCCAUUGUUCAAUUCCUUCUCUUUUGAAGAAUACGCGUGGAGAGUUUAUCACGAGCGUUUGCUCCUCAAAGAUCCUCUCAUUAGAUAUCGUGUUUGAUAUUAUCUAUUUUGUGGUGGUGUUGUUAAAUGGACUUUAACAAUUUUGAUUUUGAUUUUAUUUUUUCAAAUUAAUAUAUCGUGUGUUUUGAGUUUCUUUUACGAUAA
Messenger RNA from Erythranthe guttata (spotted monkey flower), 1313 nucleotides. The record is from RefSeq and is a predicted model, not a curated record. NCBI's taxonomy places the organism in Eukaryota, Viridiplantae, Streptophyta, Magnoliopsida, Lamiales, Phrymaceae.